Molecule: messenger RNA, 3790 nt
Organism: Rhopalosiphum maidis (corn leaf aphid)
Lineage: Eukaryota; Metazoa; Arthropoda; Insecta; Hemiptera; Aphididae
Product: modular serine protease-like
Exons: 20
Coding region: 382-3579 (1065 amino acids)
Biological process (GO): proteolysis
Molecular function (GO): protein binding; serine-type endopeptidase activity
Source: RefSeq, a predicted model, not a curated record
AAUACGAACGUAGUUGCGCGUUUAGGUGGUAAAUAGUAAUAUCAAAACCGACUAAUAACAUGUAUUCUGCAAUACUAAUUUAGAAGACCUAAUAUAAUGUGUUGUGUAGUUGUAUUGAUGGGACCAUAGUCGUUUAUAUUGUAUUGCAGUACAUAUUAUAGAGAUCGUUUUAAAAAUGAAGUACUUCUCUGAUUAAGUUAAAAAUAAAUUCAUUCCUUAUAGAUAUUUUUUAGUGUUUAUAAUACAAUACAGAUAAAUUAUACUUACACGUUUGUCAAUUUAAUGUAAAAUGUUAUUUAGUGUUUAGUGACGUUCAUUUGAUUUAUCUAAUAUAUUAUUAAAUAUUUUCGCUUCAACAUUAAUACUUCAUUGGCUAUUAAAAUGACGUAUUCCUGGUUAAUAUAUUUAUGUUUAAUUUUUGGAAUAGGCGUUUUUUGUGACAGAAAACUUGAAAGACGACAAACUGUAUCAUCUUGCACAGUAAAUCAUGAAGAUGCGUUUAAUUGUUCAAAUGGACUAUGCAUCGACAUCUCCGCUGUUUGUGAUGGUCGUGCGGAUUGUUCAGAUGGUUCAGACGAGACCAACAAUUUGUGUUCUAGACAAACAUGCCGAAGUUUUGCAUAUCGAUGUAAAUAUGGAGCUUGUGUAGAUAAAAAUGCAAAAUGCGAUGGUAAAAAGGAUUGUUUCGACGGAUCUGAUGAAAACUUACCUGAAUGUAUACAAACCCCCGCAAACAGUACUCAAAAUUCUAAUAAUCCAUCUAAAUGCCUCGAUGACCAGUAUAAAUGUAAAUCUGGUCAGUGCAUUGACGGAACAUCAAUUUGUGAUGGAAUUAUAAAUUGUGGAGAUAGGUCUGAUGAGACUUUUGAAUUAUGUAAAACAAUUCGGUGUCCAAAGUAUACAUUUCGAUGUAAGUAUGGGGCUUGUAUCAGUAAAAAGAAUAAAUGUGAUGGCCUAAAACAGUGUGCAGAUGGAUCUGAUGAAGAACAAUGCCCGGAUUCUAAUAAAAUCACUGUACCAACAACACAAAAACCAACAACACCCACUACUGAAAAAAUGACACAGAUUACUACAAAGAAUUUUUGCGUUUUACCAAUUGUCGAAGGAGUUAUAUAUUCUUACGAAGGUUCAAAUGAAAUUUUAUCUCACGGGUCGAAGAUUGACCAUUUUCGAACUGUAAUUGAAAACUGUGAAGUUGGAUAUCAUAUGACUUAUCCCAAAAGUUAUAGGCUUUGUCAGGGAAAUGGAAAAUGGACAUCGACUGUUGAAAAACUAUGUAUCAAAAAGUGUCCGCCUCUAAUAUCAGAUAGUUUAAAUAUUAAAUGUACUAUAAAUGGUAAUUAUGCCAAUUGUUCAAAUCCAUCAGUAAAUGGUACAAAAGCAAUACCAUCAUGUAAGCCAACACAUAGACUACCAAACGGAGGAGAAGAGACUCCAAUUGAAUUACGUUGUCAGUCUGAUGGAAUGUGGAAUGAUCAGCUAUAUAAAUGCGUUCCAUAUUGUGGUAGACCUUAUAACGCUAGCAAGACAUUGAUCGAUAAUGGUGUCAAAGCUAAAGUUGGAACAGCUCCUUGGAAUGCUGGAAUUUAUCAAUUAAAUAAAGAUAAUUACAAGUAUGACAUGAUAUGUGGAGGAUCAUUGAUUUCUUCAAGUUUAGUUGUUUCUGCGGCUCAUUGUUUUUGGCAAAAUGGUAUGUUAUCUAAUAGAAUAUCAAUAAACAAUGGUCUAUAUAGAAUUGCUGUUGGGAAAUAUUAUAGAAACUACACAGUUAUUGACAAUGAUUUUACUCAAAUAUUGGAUGUGGAAACAAUUUAUCUACAAGAAGACUAUUAUGGGUAUCAUCGGCACUAUUCUCAUGAUAUAGCAGUUAUCGUGUUAUCAAACAGAGUUAAUAUUAGUCUUGCUGUUGCAGCAGCUUGUGUUGAUUGGGAUGGUAGAUAUAUUGUAACAAAUGAAACUCAAGGAAAGAUUGUUGGUUGGGGAAUUACAGAAAAUGACACACCAAGUCCAGUUUUAUUAGAAGCAACUUUACCGUACAUUGAUUAUAAUUCUUGUCGAAGCAUGUAUAAAAAUGGAUUUGAACAGUUUGUAACUUUUGAUAAAUUUUGUGCCGGAUCUGCAUCAGGACAAGGUGUUCGAGAAGGUGACAGUGGUGCAGGCUUGACGUUUUUACAUUCUGAUUUUUAUUAUUUAACCGGAAUAGUUAGUCUAAAAGAUCCAAAUACAAAAAAUUCAAUUGCAGUAUUUACAAAUGUUAGGUUCUACAUUAAAUGGCUUCGUGAACUGUAUAAUAAAUAUAGUUCUUAUGAAAGUGACAAUAUGCUGGAUACCAAAAAUGCAUGUGUUUUACCAACUACCGAUGGAGUAAUAUAUUCUUAUGAAGAUUCAGAUAAAAUUUUAGCUCAUGGGACAUUAAUUAAGCAGCAUCGUGUUGUAAUUGAGAACUGUGAAGUUGGAUAUCAAAAGGCUUAUCCAAGUGGUCUUAGGAUUUGUCAGGGAAAUGGAGAAUGGAUAUUGAAUUCUAAGAAUUUGUGUUUCAAAAAGUGUCCACCUCUAUUAUCAGAUAGUUUAGAUAUUAAAUGUACUCUAAAUGGUAACCAUGUUAAUUGCUCGAGUCCGUCUAUACCCAAUACAAUAGCAAACGCAUUGUGUAAGCUAACACGCAGACUACCAAAUGGACAAGGAGGUCCUCCAAUUGAAUUACGUUGUCAGUCUAACGGAACGUGGAAUAAUCAACUAUAUGAAUGCACUACAUAUUGCGGUAGACCGUAUACCAGGGACCAAUUAUUGAUCGAUAAUGGUAAUACUACAGCACAAGUUGGAACAGCACCUUGGAACGUAGGAAUAUAUCGAUUUGAUAAAGCUAAUUCAGAGUAUGACUUGAUAUGUGGAGGAUCACUAAUCGCUCCAAAUUUAGUCGUUUCUGCGGCUCAUUGUUUUUGGAAUAUAAGUAUGCCGCGUUUAUUUAUAGUUGAAAUGAUGAAAGGUUCAAUCAAAGUAGCUGUUGGAAAAUUUACUAGAAAUUAUACGGUUAUCGACAAUGAAUUUACUCAAAUGAUGGAUGUGAAAGAAAUUCAUCUGAAUAGAGGUUAUAAUGGAAAUGAUGAGGCUCGUGCUAAUGAUAUAUCUGUUAUCGUGUUAAAAGACAAAGUUACUAUUAGUGCUGGUGUUGCACCAGUUUGUAUGGAUUGGAAUUGUGCCAAAGUAUGGCAAGUACCAUAUGGAACACGAGGAAAGAUUGUUGGUUGGGGAAAAACGGAAAAUGACACACUAAGUCCCGUUUUAUUAGAAACAACACUGUCGUCCAUCGAUCAAGAGUCUUGUCGAAUGAUGUACUAUGGAGAUAAAUUUCAAAUGUUUGUGACUGAUGAUAAGUUUUGUGCCGAGUCUAAAGGAGGACAAGGCGUUCAUCAAACCGACAGUGGUGCAGGCUUGACGUUUUCACAUUCUGAUUUUUAUUAUUUAGCUGGAGUAUUGAGUGUUAAGGAUACAAAUCCAGACAAUCCAAUAGUAAUUUUCACAGAUGUUCUGUAUCACAUUGAAUGGCUUCAUGAUAUGUAUAACAAAUAUAUUUCUUAAGAAAGUGACAAUAUAUCUAAAUUAAAUAUGAUGGUAAUUAAAUUAAAAAUGAUUUAUUCUAUACAUAGUUUAAACCAAUAUCUAUGUGAAUAGAUUCUUACAUUUCUACAAUAAUUUAUAACAGUUCAUUUUUAACAAUUGUUUGUUUGGUCUAUACUUAAUACCACAUAACCAUUAACCAUAUAGAUAAUAUCUAAGUAUGUAUUUUACU